GCCUCUCACUGGAGGGAUUCCUGGAGAAGCUGCAGUGUGGUGAUGCUCGGCAAGCUGCACAGCCCCCAGUGUCUCUCCUCCUCCUCCGCCCAGCCAGCAGCAGCAGCUGAAACUUGACACCCAACACAAAGCGAGCCCCACUGAGAGCAGGGGGCCAUACAAACCUGCCGGUGGAUGUGGGAAGGCUGCCACACACACACACCUUUUUGUAUUGCCGUCUCCUCCCAUGAGAGGCAGAGAGAGCGUGUGUGGCUCCUACUAGACAAGGAGGCGAGAGCACUGAAGGACAAACCGACUCCUCCUGCCCUGGUUGCCAGUGAAAAAGAAAAGGGAGCUUGAGCAGUGAAGAAUCUACAACCUGACCGGUACAUAUGUCACUCAAGAUUUCCCUGUGAAUAGAAAACUGCAUUGAUGCCGAUCAUAUAAGAAACCUGGACUCCUGAACAAAGAAAAGAGUUGAUCACAGAAUCUGUAUUCUGAACAUAGCUGUUUCCCUGGGAACGAAAAUGGUGAGUGAAAGUCGUCACGAGGCCCUGGCUGCACCACCAGCCACCACCAUUGCAGCUUCACUGCCAAUUAAUGUCACAGAACCAGCCAGUCCUGGAGCAGGAGGUGGAAAAGAAGAUGCAUUUUCAAAGUUAAAGGAGAAGUUUAUGAAUGAACUGAAUAAAAUUCCAUUGCCACCUUGGGCCUUAAUAGCCAUAGCCAUAGUUGCAGUCCUAUUAAUCCUUACCUGCUGCUUUUGUCUCUGUAAGAAAUGCUUGUUCAAAAAGAAGAACAAGAAGAAGGGAAAGGAAAAGGGAGGGAAGAACGCUAUUAACAUGAAAGAUGUUAAAGAUUUAGGGAAGACCAUGAAAGACCAGGCCCUUAAGGAUGAUGAUGCUGAGACUGGGCUGACUGAUGGGGAAGAUAAAGAAGAACCCAAAGAAGAGGAAAAACUAGGGAAAAUCCAAUAUUCUUUGGAUUAUGACUUCCAGAACAAUCAGCUUUUGGUAGGGAUUAUUCAGGCAGCUGAGCUCCCUGCUUUAGAUAUGGGUGGAACAUCUGAUCCCUAUGUGAAAGUUUUCCUGCUGCCUGAUAAGAAGAAGAAAUAUGAAACAAAAGUCCACAGAAAGACCCUUAACCCUGUCUUCAAUGAGCAAUUUACGUUCAAGGUGCCGUACUCCGAACUGGGUGGAAAAACCUUAGUGAUGGCAGUAUACGACUUUGAUCGUUUCUCCAAACAUGAUAUCAUUGGGGAAUAUAAGGUGGCCAUGAACACAGUGGACUUUGGUCAUGUGACUGAGGAGUGGCGGGAUUUGCAAAGUGCUGAGAAGGAAGAGGUAGGAAAAACAAUUGUCAUCUUUUUGGCUGCAUACUUUUAUCAUCGGCUGGGGAAACAGUCAAACUAG
This is a messenger RNA of Caretta caretta (loggerhead turtle), 1391 nucleotides long. NCBI's taxonomy places the organism in Eukaryota, Metazoa, Chordata, Testudines, Cheloniidae. The record is from RefSeq and is a predicted model, not a curated record.